UAUAAUUUUUAUUAUUUUGAUAACCGUAAAUGUAAUUUAUCGCUAAAGUAACAUUUAUCAUAUACUUAUAAUGGCUCUUUCGGAUUCAAUGUUUUUAUUUGAGAUAGGUAUAAAACACCUAAAGUGUUACACAGCAGAGAAAGAAUUAAAAGUAGUCACUCAAUUUGCUGAGAUAUUCAAAACAACUAUAAAAAAUCCAAUAACUUCGUCGUUACCAAAGAACGCACAGAAAGUAAAAGUACAAUCAAAACAAAAGGUAAGAAAAAAUAAUGCUAUGAUCAAGAAAACGUCAAACCUGAAGCCGCAAAUGGGUCGUCAAUCAAUAUUGAUAGUCAACAAACUACCUCUGCUUGUAUCUUAUAUGAAACAUUACCCACUCGAGUUAUCUUUUUGGAGAGAUACUAAUCCGAAUGUUAAAUUGGGAUCUGUUUUUAUACCGUGGAACAAAGUAUAUGUUGAGUAUUUGAGCGACGUAGAAAAAAAACCGACAAUUCGACCACCGUGUUCACAAGGUUCAUACAGUAUUUAUGAUGAUUUAAGCUCAAAAAGAGUCGUUUUAAUUGAACUCAGUAUUAAGUUAACAUAUUUAGGUAACAAAAUAACAAGCCACUUAGGGUCCAUUUCCAAAAAUGUGCCUAUGCUUAUUUAUACACAAAUAAAUUCAAAAACCAACACGAUUUUAAAUACUGGUAACAAUAUUAAAAGUGAUAACCACAAUCAAAACAAGCUUAAUAGCAAACAUAUUACUUAUAUGAAUCCUGAAGUAAUAGAAAAUAUAGUUUCGAUGACAAAUACGGAGAAAAAAUACGAUAAAAACAUCUCGAUCAAAUCAUUGCACGAUACAGUUUAUCCAAUUAAUACCGUUAAAAGCAAUAAUAUAAUAAUUGAGGAGAAACACAAAGAUAUUGAUAACACUAUGUCAUGUUUAUCAAUUCGUGGUAAACGAAACGAUACAUUAAAAUAUAUAUUUGGAGAUUCUUCAGGUACAUUUGGUAACCAAGUUUACUGUGUCGGUUAUUUUUCUGUUCAAAAUGAUUCUUCUCGUCAAAACUCUCCUAAAGAAUCAGAUGAAGAAAACGUAGAAGGAUCAAGAGCUCAAAAAAAAUUUAAAUUCAAGAAAUGCGCUUCGGAUUGUCCUCGUAAAGAAAGAAUAGGCUCAAGUUCAACAAGUGCAAAUUCCUUAAACUUAUCAGAUGAAGCUGCUAAAUUCAGUGUAAUCAAAUGUAAAGAUGUUAAUUGUAACGACAGAAUUCACAGGAAAUUACCACCAUCAGCAGCGGAUGAUCGAAUUAAUUUAGAUAUAUCGACCUUCAGAAAGCCAUGUUGUAAUGAAAAUAAAACUGUAGAAAAAAUAGAGGAGGUGAUAGGAGGAGUAACAGCAAAAAUGAAAUAUGGAGAAGAUCCAUGUUUUUGCGCUUGUGAAUGUACAUUUGGUUUUACUAAGAAAACAACAUACUGUGGAGUUUGUGGUGGCUACGAAUUAGCUGGUGAAGAGCUAACCAGUAGACCUAUUCACGAAAUGCCAAUACCUUGUCCUAUAUUCCACAAAAUACUUGAUAAGAGUAAGUUAAAACCUGGUAGUACAUCCGGCAGUGAAAGUCGAAAAAAAUUGGACGAUCAAAAGAACUUAAGAGUGAGUUCUCCUCAAAAAGCAGCGGCUUCUGAUAAGCCUCUAAUGGUUAGUGAUAAGAAAAGCGUUGAAUCCGAAAAAGACUCGAAAAAAGGCAAGAAAAAAAAUAAAAAAGAUGACAGGUUUAAAUUCAAUUAUGGCUAUAAAGGUAUACCUCCUCAAAUUGGUCACAGUAAAUGUGGCUUACCCUGUUCGGGUACUUUAGAUAAUGUUCCCAAAAAUAUGGGUUGGCUUUGGACGGCAGAAAAUGUGCCAGGAAUGAAGUUUCGCCCUAUGUGGAAACCAGGUGCAACGAGUAAACACGUGGUAAGGUUAUUAAAGAUAGCGAAAAAUCCAGGUCAAUUGUUGUCAAAGAAGAAACGCAAAGAUAUAAAUAAAAGAAAACGCCCUAUAAAAAGACCUUUACUUAUUGUUCACAAAAAGGAUGGUGAAUAUACUAUUACUAUGGAAACUAUGAAAAGUUAUUUAAAACCAAGGACAUUAAAUCAACAACCUUAUGAAGAUAAGCCAGUCGUAACAUACUUUAUAGGCAGAACAGACGAGGAAAAUCGAAUUCGUCUCAAGAAAAAAGAACGAGCACGAAGACGGCUCGAGAGAGCUCAACGAGAUUUUAUACAAAGCACUUUUAGAGAUAUGUGUGAAGAAAUUUGCUUAAAAACAUAUCAGCAAGCCCUAGGUAUAUUACCUGAUACUGAAGAUCCUAAAUGUAUGUGUUAUCCAGCUUUGCCAACUCCAAAGACUACAAAUAUGAACGUUUCUUGCUCUUGUUCAGAAGACGAAUUGUCAAUUGGCUCCGAUACUGAUUCUGAUGAAUGGAUUGUUGAGUUUACCCCCCCUAAUGCAAUAUUUGAUCCUAGUUAUAAAGGAAAAAAAAUAAUUAAAGUAGAUAAUGGUUCACAAUAUUCAUAUCUUGAUUAUAGAGUUAAGCUCGUAGACAGGUUUGGAAAUCUCGUUCCAAGGUUCUUUAAAGGUCUUGAUGGAAAGGAACAGUGCAGUGACUUAGGUGGCUUUUGGAGUCCUGAACAUAAUUGGUUAGAAAUAAAUGUAGAUGGCUAUAUAGCUCCAGAUGGCAGAUGGGCGCCUAAUAAUUUUAUUGGUCCAAGUGGUGAGCAGGUUGACGCGGAGACUGGAAAAUUCCAGGCUAUGAAUGGUAAAUGGUUAGUUGUUGGCGUCGAUGGAUAUAUUGAUUGUCAUGGUAAAUGGAAGUUCUACCCUGCAGCAGCAGGGUCAAUAAAGAAAAAGAAACAUCGUGGUGACCAAACAAAGAAGUGGAAAACUGGUGACAAGAAAUAUGACAAGUCUGAAACAAGUUGGAGCUGUUUUGGAGAUGUCUCCCCUAGACAAUUAUCAAAGUUAGGAAUCGUAGGUCAUGGCGGUGACAGAAAAUUACUUAUUUCUACACUACAAGAUAUGUUGGCACACGGUGAAGACAUAAAUAUACCUCAACCUAAAACAGUUUUUCAUCUGCCUUUUUCUAAGAAAAGCAAGCUCGGUCCAAAGGAUAUAAAUAAAAGUAAUGUAAUUAAUUUAAGGGCCAAAAACAAGUGUCAUCAUCCCGUACCAUCUGAUAAAGGUAUUGUCGCUGUCGAUGCAUACGGUAAUAAAACGUAUUUCAAAUUAAGACAUCGUAAAAAUUUACGUCCACGGGAAAGAUUGGCAACCCUAGAAGAUCGCGGUAUAAGUCUAAGUUCGUUUCAUGUACCAUGUUUUCAUUCUUUCAUCAACUCGGAAGUGAUGAAAAAGCAGCUGCGUGAUCGUCUUCUUGCACAGACGACAAAAACUACAGCGACGCAGGUACAUAAAGAUUGGAAACCAGGUGCUGUAUCUAAGCGUUUACUUAAAGUUCUUAAUAAAGCUAAAAUAAGGAAGUCCACCGUAGAGGCGAUUAAACGGACAAGACGUGUCAAAAAGAAAAUUGAAGAGAAGCCCACGCUUAUAGUUAGUAAAAACAAUGGCAAGUAUCACAUUGAAAUGCAAGUCACGUCUGAGAAUUCGAAAUACAAUACUGAACGAUACAUGCCAUUAAUAUAUGAAAUAGAAUCUACAAACAAUAAAGAUAAAAUAAAGCAAAGAGAACGGUUACAGCGGCGUCUUGUAAAAGCUGCUGUAAAAAAUGUUUGGUCAGACCCAUAUCACCCUGAAGCUUGUGAAAACAUUUGUGCAAAAACAUACAAUCGUGUUAUUGGUGAUUUGCCCCUAGGAGUUAAUUGUAAUGAUGAAGAAAUUGAAACUAUUAAUAGUUCAUGUGAAGAUGAAGAAGUCAAUAUCAGCACUACCUCCUCUGAUGUAAAUUGGGAAAUUCAUUUUACACCGCCUCUGAUGUGUUAUCAAGCGUUACACAAAGAGGAUGAAAAUCAAUUGAUUGUGUAACUUUAUGCGAGAUAUAAUAUAGUAAUAUUUGUCGUACUGUUAUCAAAAUUGUUAUUGUGAUAAUAUAACGAAAUAAAACAA
Nymphalis io (European peacock) is the source of this 4081-nucleotide messenger RNA. RefSeq lists its product as uncharacterized. Lineage: Eukaryota; Metazoa; Arthropoda; Insecta; Lepidoptera; Nymphalidae. The transcript has 4 exons. The record is from RefSeq and is a predicted model, not a curated record. Bases 71 to 4000 code for a protein of 1309 amino acids.